Centropristis striata (black sea bass) is the source of this 8099-nucleotide messenger RNA. Its product is annotated as C-Jun-amino-terminal kinase-interacting protein 1-like. NCBI's taxonomy places the organism in Eukaryota, Metazoa, Chordata, Actinopteri, Perciformes, Serranidae. The transcript is spliced from 12 exons. The record is from RefSeq and is a predicted model, not a curated record. Gene Ontology annotation, cellular component: cytoplasm. The coding region runs from base 116 to 2365 and encodes 749 amino acids. Gene Ontology annotation, molecular function: protein binding. Gene Ontology annotation, biological process: regulation of JNK cascade.
UCGAAGCACAGGAGUGCAACUCUGGCUUGAUAAAAGAGGAGAAGAGGAGGUGGAGGAAGAGGAGGAGGGAGGGAGGAAGCUGUUGCCUGUCAAAGGGACAUCAACCUGUGCUGUCAUGGACAAAUAUCGACCAAAGAGACCAACCACCCUGGCUCUGUUCCCACAGUUGCCACAAGCCGGCACCCAGGACUCCAUCAACAACAACUCUUUAGGCAAGAAGGACAGCUGGAAGGACUCCCGCUCCUCCUCCCCACAUAUUACAGGCGAUCUAACACCACGAGAUGUCCAACCCAAAGCAGAGGACAAAGUUCGGCACAGCACGCGCCGCCUGGCCCCCAAACCGCCCACAGCCAAUGGAGCUAACAGCAGGGCUAACGCUCAGGCUGCUGCCAACACCACAGACACGCACACUCAGCCGCGAGACAGACAGGUGUCAGGGGCCACGCACACACAGUCUUCCAGCCUACCUAGGAGUCAAAAAAGAGGAGGUAGAGGAGCAGCAGCGAUGAGAGAGAGGAGCCUGGGGGACACCAGAGGAAAGGAUGGAGUGACAGCUGGGAAGGAAGAGAGGAGAGCAAGACUGUGUGAUGAGUCCAAAGGGAAAGAGAAAGAGAGGAAUGAACAUCAGAGGCCAAGAGAAGCAAAUGGACUGAAAAGCCGGGGGGCUGAUAGGAAAGGAAAAGUAGCCGUGAAAGGGGUUAAUAAAGGAGGGGGAUUCAAGACAAAUAACAUACUGUCUAACAAGGAAGCCUGUCUGACAGCCAUGGUGGUCCCACGCACGCCGGUAGCACCAAGAAACCAGGACAAGACCCAAGACCAAGGCCAAAACCAUGACAGGACCCAAGACAACCAAUCUAACAUGUCCAGGUCCAGCAGUGAGGGGGGGUCAAACAGAAUGUCCCUCAGCUCAGACACAGAGGGGCCCCCACCAGGACCACUGCAUCCCUCUUUAUCCCGCCGAACCAAUCCCGACAUCACCGAAGAAGAGGGGGAGGGAGAUCCGACUCCCUGUGUGAACAUCCAGAACGGUCCAACCCACUGCUUUGCAGGUAACGGAAAAACAGAGAUGGACUCUACCAAGUCAGAGGUGGAUGCAGGGGGAGGAAAAUGUGGCGAUAACAAUGAGGUGGAAGGCACUAACUCUGUCUCUCAGGGAGAUGUUGCGGCUGCUCAGACUGUACCAAAGAGUGAAGCUACAGCAGGGUUAAAUUAUGACUCUGUUAAAUACACUCUGGUGGUUGAUGAACAUGCUCAGUUGGAGCUGGUCAGCCUUAAAGACUGCCUGCACAGUUACAACAAGCACAACGAUGACAGCGACGGAGAGACUGUCUAUCAGUCAGCCAAUGAGGAGGAAGACCCAGAGUAUGAGGAGGAGAGGCAGAGGAGUGAGGAAGCAAGGAAGCAAGAGAGGAGGAAAGAAGAAGAAAAGACAAGAAAGGAGGAGGAGGAGAUGAAGAAGUGGAGGGAAGAAGAUGUAAAGAGGAGGCGGGAGGAGGAGGUGAAGAGGAGGAGGGAAGUUGUAUCAAGGAUCUGCAAGCAGUCCAAGGUAACAUCAACCACAACCUCAGAGGAAGAGGAUUCUAACGGAGGAAGGGCUGGAGCUUCCAAAAGUAAAAAGUUCCUCAACCUGUUUUCCAACAACAGCAGCCACUACAGCACCACUGGUGCUGGAUCCUUUGGUGUGUUCUCUUGUGUCUUGGAUGGAGUGGAGAGACAGCAGAGCCACAGAGCUGUCUACAGGUUUGUCCCUCGGCAUGCAGAUGAGUUGUACCUAGAGACAGAUGACCCACUGUUAAUGCUGAACCAGUCUGAGGACCUGUGGUGUCAGGGUUACAACAUGAGGACUGGAGCUUCUGGCAUCUUCCCUGCCUUCUAUGCUGUCAGGGUGGCCAAAGAUAUUAACCAAGUCCAGAAAGAUGGCUGGAUGGAGCAGUUCAUGGUGCAGUUCCUGGGUUCAGUCCAGGUCCCCAUCCACAAAGGCAACGACAUGCUGUGUGCUGCAAUGCAGAGGGUAGCGUGUAACAGGCGGUUAGCAGGUCAGCCUCCUUCAGCCUGUGUGGUGGAGGUCAGUGUCAAGGGUGUGAAGAUCAGCGUCCAAGACCAGUGUCACUCUGCUCAAAGGGGGGACCAGUGUUUCCAUUUCUUCCAGUUGAAGAACAUCUCAUUCUGUGGCUGUCAUCCAAAACACAGCAAGUAUUUUGGUAUAGUCACCAAACACCCCGACCAACAGCGCUUUGCCUGUCAUGUGAUGAUGUCAGAGACAACAUUACACCCUCUGGCUGAGUCUGUAGGGAAGGCAUUCCAGCAGUAUUACAAGGAACAUAUUGGCUACUCCUGUCCCACUGAAGACAUCUUCAUUGAAUAACACCUCUCCCCCAUCCACACUAUAUAUUCACUAUGUGCAUGUAAGCCUGGUCUUACGCAACAAACUGGACCACUGGUUGAUCUUCGUCAAAGUACUUGAAUGGUUGAUUUCUUUUCUAACCUGCAUCCAGUGAUACAGCAGCCUUUUCUUCCUUUAGCCAUGUCACAAAAUAAAUACCUCUAUGGAUGUAUAGGAUGACAUGACACUCCAUACACUGAAAACAAAUGUAACUAAAUUUAAAUACAAAUAUCCAACAUUGAUAUAUUUUACGGGUUCAAAUGUAAUAUGUAACUACACAUAAAUGUUGGAUAUUAAAACCAUAUAGACAGCCUUCAGGACUAUGGAGUUAAUUUAAUGACAGAAUGUUUAUAUUAGCAAUUCGCUAACUUGCAACCAGUGUUGAAAUUAAUUAUUUAUAAGUUUUGCUAACUAAUUAACCAUUUGAGUCAUGUCUCAAGAGUUAUCCACCAUGUUGGAAGCUCUGUGGCUAUAUUUAGGCACAGCAGGGCUUUUAAGCUCACGUAAAUGCUCAUUUUAGCAUGCUAACAUCAUGCUAACAUACUAACAAUGUUAGUAAAGGGUUUCGCAGGCUAUGUGCUACGUUAGCAGCUAGCAUUUGUCAGCACUAAAGCACUAAACACAAAGUACAGCUGAUUUGAACGUGGAUGUCAUUAUUUUUGCAGGUAUUUGGCCAUAAACCAAACUUGGGAACAUAAAUAUCUUUGUUUCAUGACAAUAUAUCCAAAAUCUGUCAAGAUAUUUUAGUCUGGAAAAAUUUUGGACCAACUGACAAACAAUGACAUUUUUAAAGCCACAACACUAGCAUGGCUAAUUGGACUCUGACAUGAUGUUUCCAGCUUCUAAAAUUAGAUGAUUCGCUUUUUUUCUCUUCCAUGUAAUUACAAAAUUAACAUGUUUGUGUAUUUGGAUUGUUGGUUGGACAAAAUAAUCAAUUUUAAGCUGCCACCUUGGGCUCUGCAAACUUAUAUCAUUAUAUUUUAAAUGAAUUGAAAAACACAAAUUAAUUAAAAAAAGGUUCCUUACACUAAUAUGAUGUCCCAGGGUAAUUUCAGUACCCGUACACUUGCAAAUCUUUAAUACUCAACAGAUUUCUACAACAUUAUCAAGUCACACAGAGACAAUGCCCUUUAGCAUUCACCGUUUCUAUAUUUUCACAAAAACAAGCAACAGCAUAAAUAACUACUCAAAAUCAACUAAUCCACACAUAAAAAUGUUUUUCUCUGAAUAGAUAAAAUACAAAAAAAAUCUAUUCAAUGUCCAAAGUAGGCCUAUGUUCAGUUGCAACAACUAAGCUCCCUCUCCUCUCCUCUCCUCUCCUCUCCUCCCUUCACCUAGGUCAACAACCUGGAGUGUAGCUAUGCUAACCACAAAUUUACUUUUAAGAUAAUAGAAACAAAGAAGAAUGCAAGACCGCAUGUGUAUGAAAAGAGGGUGAACCUUCUGUCUUUAAAUUAGCUUCAUCCUUGUCUCUACAGAACACAAGGGCUUCUUAUUAGCAAAAUUCCCCACAUUAGCUGAAGGGACAUAUAAUAAACAAAUGGACCUGCUUUUUUUCUUUGCACAGUGACAACAGACAGACUGAUGUUUCCAGAAAAUAUAUAAGUAUAAUUCUGUAUGAUAUAACCCUAAGAUUUGACAAUCUACUAUUGAAGACCUUUAAGGUGCCUCAUUUCUGUAUUUACUGCUUCAUGUUCCCUUUCUUCUAAAUGUGGCUCCAGCUACCAAACCCUUCAUGCAGGGUUUCUCUCAUUGAGUGAUGAAGUAUUUUUCUCUAAAACUCAGUGUAAUAACAAGGCCCAAAUGACGCUGUGCAAUUUCAUAUGUGUGCAAAGGAACAGACUGGUGGGAGGGUGGAUCACUGUGCUGUGUGCUGUCUGUCCACAUUACUAUAAGCUCAGACUUCUUUUGCAUUGCCUGCUCAAAUCUAGGACCAAAGUUGGGGUUAAGGCAGCAUUAAAUACUUCUUAGACAUACAAGUUGUUUCCACAUUUUUUAUUUUUUGUUUUUUUGUGGCUAAGAUGUAUUUAGAAUGCAUGGAAGAGGAUUAGGACCUGGUAGGAGGAAAAAAAAUCAUUACGUUUGAGAAAAAAGUUGAAAUGACGAGAAUAAAGUCAAAAUACAAUGUCGAGAAAAAAGUAGAAAUACAGUGUAGAGAAACCCUAAAAUAUUGUAGUUAUUGCUCAUUUUAUUACAUUUAUGAAAAUCAGGUUGUAGCUUGCAGUCUACCUAACUGUUCGGAUAGAUGUGCCAUUUCUCUGAAAUCACUCUGACUUAUUAGCCCCUUUCAUAGUGCCAUUUCAUGCUGGGGCAUUUACGGCUCUGUAACGUAUCGCCUCCACUAUGAAUGUGCCCGAAUCAGGAUGCUGGGAUCAAAUGAUCCCACCAAUUUUCCGCCUCCAGAGGUAGUCACAGAGGCAGAAAAUUGGUGGGACUGAUGGAAGUGGGACCACUAUGAACGGGACAGCCCGGCAAGCUAGGAUAUUUGACGCCGCGCAUGACAUCUAACACACACCUCCCACUUGGUCCAAUAGUCAUUCAAUCACUGUUCACUGCAGCCGCCGUUGCAAACUGGGCACAGCGCCCAUUGUAUAUUGUAAACAAAGCUGCAUGCUAACUGUACAUGUGGUGUCCGCAGCAGAUGGUAAACAAACCGCCGUCGCUAACUGUCCACUGAGUGUCUGGUUCUUGUUGUAAAUAAACGGAGGUUGCUAACUGAACACAUACUGCUGCAGCACAUACACACUGUACUGCUACAGUGCUAACAGUGUAGCCUAUUAGCACUAUGCAACUGCACAGCACUGCUGCUGCUCUAUCGCACCUCACUAUUGUCUCCUCCCACCUCGUUCUGCGACGCCAGACUGCACUAAGAAAGGGUACGAAUAUAACGCCUUCGCGAAAUCACUAUGAAUGUCCUAAUGCGAAAAGCUGGCACAGAUCUUUCCGGCAAUAGAGUGGGACAUUUGUGGGACCGCACUAUGAAAGGGGCUAUUGACACAAAUCUGCGACAUCUCAACUUUCAUUCGUCAUUUUUACUUUAUUCUCAUUACUUCAACUUUUUUCUUGAACUGCAUAAUGAAAAAAAAAAUCCUCCCUCCCCUUCUGUAAAAAUGAAAUACUGAACUCUGCUUUUUUUCCUUCACAAACUGACCCACAAUCUGACUGGGUUACCUAAACAAGGAGGAUUCUUCCAUGCAGUUCGUCCUUGUUUUUGCAGUCAUUAGAUGAUUACUUCCAAGGCUUAAAGCUGCACUAAUCUACAUGUUUUACAAUAUUGGUACAAAUACUUAUUUUUAAUGUAAAAUGAGUCACUUAUAACGAAGAACACACUGAAUUGUUACUAACCAACGCAGUUAUCUUCAGCUCUAUGAAGAUUUUUAGCCUUUUUAAACAAUUUUAUUUCUUUCCAAGCAUGCAAACUACACUCCAAUCAACCAUGUCUUUAGAAGCAGCAGGCAGCUAUUUCAACUGAAAGGCUUUUAAUAAACCCACUAUACACUACGGCCACCCCUGAAAUAUGAUUUUGGCCCCAAUAUCAUUGGGCAAGAGUACCAGGGUAGCUUCCAAGUCUUGUCCGAUUCCAGUUUUCAUGUAAUUCCACCUGUUGUAAUUCAGACGGUGCUGUGUGAGAGACUUAAAUUGUGCCCAAUAGUGACAGAGAGCAAUGUGUCACCACUGGAGGAGAAAACUGUUGGUACCACAGUAUGUAACCAAAGGGUAAAAUGCUGACAAUAUGGCUGCUAGUUUUCUAGAGUCACCAAGUCACCUAACCAGCAUGUCUUUCGACUGUAGGAAAGAGAAAACCCACACUGACAUGGGGAAAAAUAUAGUUGGCCUUAAAAUACAAUUUGGUUUGACAGUGGAAAAAAAGUGGCUGCAACAUUAGGCAUACUGAGUGUCAGGAUCCCACAGUUUCCCCAUUCUUACUGCUGAGGCCCACUUUCUUCCUCUCAUUCCCCUUAUUUCUCAAUGCAGAAGUAAAUAGUUCCUUCUGUUUGAUCGCUUCCGUCAGUUGAUCCAACAAGCUUUAUUAGUUCAUUUAAACAAUGUUGGAGUAACAGGUUGGUGCUUAUCGAUGUCUCCACAGUGGAAAAGUUGGCAAUGUAUUAACACACAAUAUCUAGGACCUGGUAUUUAUGACGGCUGAUGUCCAGCCUGGCAUCCAGGGAUGGAAGGACGACCUGAAUUAGUGGCCUCAGAUAACGUACAUAGCAUAUUUAGCUAAUAAUUGACUCCAUUGCUAACACUACACUGUAACAUAAGGUAAAGCGGAGAAAAUAUUCUAAAUAUAGGAUACACUUAAUCUGAUAUUGAUAUUAUUAGUAUGUAAUACAGUUAGUACGGGAAGUUACAUCCAUACUUUUUUCAACUUGCUCUUUACCAUAUAGGCAGUGCAUCCUACCACACAGCAGUUGUUCUCAGGAGGCACCUUUACACAAUAUGAAGUCAAUAGAGGGCAAUUAAUUGUUUUCUUCUCCAGUAUUGAUGGGAUUUAAUUGUGUUGCAUCUCCAUGUUUUCUAAGCCAAUUUUCAAUGCCUUAUGAAGCUUCAUGAAUCAUUUGCUUUAUUUUUUUUUACCCCACUAGAUGGCGGUCUUGGCUUAAAUAAAAGGCUUUAGCAAUGGUAAUUGAGUGUGUUUUCAGCGUGCCAUCUAGUGGGCUCCGUUAAUAGAGCAAAUGGUUCACAAAGCUUCGUUAUCCCUUCACUACCUUGUUGGUUUUUGAUGUUUUAGAAGUCGGUCAGCCUUGAAAAUGGAAACCACAAACAAACUUGGUGAAUAGCAGUAUCUACUUUUUCUUUUACUUGUACUUUUCUGUUGAGUUGGUGCAGACCAACAAAGAGAUAAAAAAAAGAGUGAGAAGCUUUUUAGAGUUGUGCCUCAGCUUGUCCUGCUGCCACCAAGCAGCCUAAAAAACAAUUAAUGCAGCUUUAAGAUCUAGGAUGUGAACCUCAAUUAGAAUACACAUUCACAAGCAGUUGAACCAAACAAAUCCGAGCACGUAAAGUCAAUGGAAAUGAAGCCUGAAAUGUUUUGUGUUUGAAAAAACAGUGCCUAUUUUUUCUGGUGUAAUGAUGAUGACUGUCCUCUGUAUUAACCACUGUCUUCAAAUGUCUCAAAUCACUAAAUCUAAAUAUAUACAACAGCCACUUUCGUUCGGAUGAGUAUAGUCUCGUAGCUUGUAUGAAAAGAAUUCAGUCAUGCAACAAACAGACAUUUUACUUACUGUAAAAAAUAUACCCAGACGAGGGGUUCACUAUGAUGGAUUGUACAUUUCAGGUUUCAAGUCUCAGUUUUUUGUUUUUCAAAUAGCAGCACACUAAAAUGAAUAAAAAACAAUGGCAGCCUGGAAGAAAGGAAUUUUAAAAAGUCCUCAUGUAGUGCAGUAUCCACCACAUGUUCAUUUCUAUGCCAGCUAUCCCAGGUACGCCACAGGAGGUUCUGAUCAGACAGAAGUACCCUUUCUAUGUAUUCCACUAUUGUGAUUCUAACACCAUGGGGAUCUACUGUACAUGACUCUUUAAUAUAGAUAUAUCCUGUAUAGAUAAUGUAUGUAUGUAUGUUUGUAUAGGGGUUAUUAUUGUAUGCUGUUGCUUUGACCAAAACCUGGGUGUAACAUCGCAUGAUAUCAAUGUUGUAAAACGAAGACACACAGAAGAUGUGCAGACUGGUGAUAAUCAUGGUGGUUAUUCUUGUCAAUAAAUCAAGUUUACAACU